Seriola aureovittata is the source of this 2222-nucleotide messenger RNA. It is a transcript of the gene cebpg, whose product is annotated as CCAAT enhancer binding protein gamma. The record is from RefSeq and is a predicted model, not a curated record. Gene Ontology annotation, biological process: regulation of transcription by RNA polymerase II; DNA-templated transcription. The transcript is spliced from 2 exons. The coding region runs from base 904 to 1395 and encodes 163 amino acids. NCBI's taxonomy places the organism in Eukaryota, Metazoa, Chordata, Actinopteri, Carangiformes, Carangidae. Gene Ontology annotation, molecular function: RNA polymerase II cis-regulatory region sequence-specific DNA binding; DNA-binding transcription factor activity, RNA polymerase II-specific.
UCACAUUUAGUUUCAGUGACAUUAAUCUGACAUUAUCAUCAUGAUGUAAACAAACACCAACAGGAACAAAAUCAGAUUCUUUUAAUGAUAUUUAAUGUUUUACAUGUUUAAUGGAGGAGCUGGUGUCAGUACAGUCCUAACACAGCUGUUAAACAUCAACAUAAUAAUAACAUGGCGCAUUUACAUUCCUCCACUAUUAAACUAAAUGAGAAAAUGUUUAAAUAUUAUGACAGUGUUUUGACUGGUUUGUGACGGGUGUAUUUUCAGUUUUAAGGCUUCCUCCAUCAUGUUGUAACACCUCACCUGUCAGUUUAUCAGCUGUUUGUCUUCAGUAUAAAGUAUCUGGAGUUGACUCUUUGAGCAGCAGAGGGACAGGUGAGCAGGUCAGAGGUGAUGACAGUGACAGUGUAAAUAUAAACAGGUAUAAUUAGGAGUUUCAGGCUGAUUAAAUCUCGUCAUUCAGAGAUGAAGUCACACAUUUGACUAACCUCACAUUACAUAAACAAAACCGACAGCCCUCUCCUAUUGGUCGGAUGAGAUGUCAAUCACGGGGUGCAUUGCAUCACUCUGCCACACACUCACCUGUGAUUGGUCCGCCGCUCGCUUCGCUGCCUCCUCCUGGCCUCUGAUUGGCCGACCCUGGACAUUGCCGUACAUGGUAAAAGAGAUUUCGCAAUCGGCUCCUCUCCAUGUUCCAAACAAAAACACUCAGAGCUCUGACACACGGAAUUAAACUCCAACUUUCUGCCUGAACUUUUACCGCUUUGACGAAUGGUUGACCCCACCGCCGCCCAGUGAAGGGUCUGUCCAGGUGAACCAUCUUCUUCUUCUUCUUUCCCUUUUUCAUCUCUACACCUGAGGAGACUCUGGACGGAGAUCAGCACCUGCAGGCAGCACAUCCAAAUGAGCAGGCCGUCGCAGCCGAAACUAACCACAUCUGACCACAACGGCGUGAGCGUCAUCCAGAGUCAGGCCCACGCCUCCUCCUCCUCUCUUUCGGCGGCUGUAGCCGGACUGCAGCAGGUCCCCCAACUCGUUCCCGCCAACUCUUCAGCCGGAGGCGGCAAGGCCCUCCCCCCCAGCAAGAUGAAGAAGCCCCCAGCAGACAAGGACAGCGAGGAGUACCGCCAGCGCCGCGAACGCAACAACCUGGCGGUGAAGAAGAGCCGCAUGCGUAGCAAGCAGAAGGCGAUGGACACGCAGCAACGCGUCAACGAGCUGAAGGAGGAGAACGAGCGGCUGGAGGCCAAGAUCAAGCUGCUGAGCAAAGAGCUGAGCGUGCUCAAAGACCUCUUCCUGGAGCACGCCCACAACCUGGCCGACAACGUGCAGCCGCCAGCGGGCGCCGAGGGCUCCAGCCCCGCCCCUAACAAUGCCUCCACCAAUGGGCAGUGAGGGCGGGGCCACGGGGGAUGUUUGGUAUCUGCAGCUUUUCUGGAAACUUUGGAAACAUGGCGUCACAUCUUCACGGCUUUUCUUUGGUUUAUUAGUUCUUUUCUCAUUUUUACUCCUUAACGACACAUUUACCAAAAUGUCCAUCGAGGUCCUGGAAAACCUGGAAAGUUCUGACAAAUAAAAACAGAAGCCAGGGUCCGGAAACGUCAUACAGAUCUAUGAAUAUAGUAUCGUAUGAAGUUUUAAUUUAUUGAAUCAGUUUUAAAAGACUUUUAAAGUGAAAACCAGCCACAGAAACUUUUCAAAUUCAAACUCUGUCCUGGAAAAGUUCUUGAACUUUGGCCUGUGACAGAAGGUGAACCUGACCCAGGGUUGAAAGGUCACGUCGUGUUAUGGAUUGACUGAUUGAUUGGAGAGAUGUGAACUCCAGUAAGAACUCACCUGCAGUGACACUGGACCAGCGUCUCCUGAGCUUCCUCUUCCUGUCGGCUGGACGUGGACGCCGCAGGACGAGACGUUUGACUCUGCGCCUCCUCAGCUGCAUAUGACGGUGUAAAUUCUUAAAUUCCCUUUUUCUAGGAUGUGUAUUUUCUUCUGUCGUUCUGCAAAGAGUUUUUGACAAAUGUCUAGUUCACAAAAUCUAAUGAGAGAAUUUCUAAAGUCGUUCACUACAUGUUGAUGUUUAAAGGAUGAUUCUGGUUUUUAAGCCAAAAUGACACAUUCUUUUAAGACUCAGUAUAAAUACUUCAUGAACUUUUGAUACUCUCCAUAAACUCCUUUAACUUCACUGAACAAUAUGUGUAAAUACAGAAAACAUCAGAAUUGUC